Molecule: messenger RNA, 318 nt
Organism: Paraglomus occultum
Lineage: Eukaryota; Fungi; Glomeromycota; Glomeromycetes; Paraglomerales; Paraglomeraceae
Source: the annotation of a GenBank genome assembly
AUGGUAAAAUUGUCUUUAAAUGAUGCUUGUGAUAUUGCCAAAUCUCGUAAUGGAAUAUGUCUUUCAACUGUAUAUAAUAAUUCCACUACUCCAAUGAUAUGGAAAUGCCAUCAAGGACAUCAAUGGCCGGCUCCCUUUCACAGGAUUAAACAUGCUAAAAAAUGGUGUCCGCAGUGUGCUUCCAAUCGCCGUUGUUCGAUUGAAGAGGCCAAACAAAUUGCACAUAAUAGAAAUGUUGGUGUCCAGAUUGUGCACAUAAUAGACGUCUUACUCUUGAAGAAGCUAAACAAAUUGCACAUAGUAGCAGAAAUGUGUUAG